This is a messenger RNA of Manihot esculenta (cassava), 2895 nucleotides long. RefSeq names its product transcription factor TCP8. Bases 830 to 2482 code for a protein of 550 amino acids. Lineage: Eukaryota; Viridiplantae; Streptophyta; Magnoliopsida; Malpighiales; Euphorbiaceae. The transcript has a single exon. Gene Ontology annotation, cellular component: nucleus. The record is from RefSeq and is a predicted model, not a curated record. Gene Ontology annotation, molecular function: sequence-specific DNA binding; DNA-binding transcription factor activity.
GCAAUAGAUACCUUUAUCUGAUGCUUACCAGAGCUGUCCAGUAGAGCUUUGCUUCCCUGGAUUUCAAUACACAAAUCAAUCAAACACCUUUCUUCAAUCUUCACCCAAAUCCCUAAUCUCCCUUUUUCCUCUCAUACCCUAAAAUCAACUUCAAAAAGGGUAUUCAGUUCCUCUAUGUUCUGCCUGCAACAUCAAAUCUUCACUUGUUCUUGUAGAAUCCAAAUAUCACCUUACUUGUAAGCUUUGCUUUCAUAUACACAAGUACACAGGACUCCCUGUGUCCUGAAACUGAACGUUGUUUUGUCCUGGAAAUUACUGUUCAGAUUCAUAACACCCACCAAAGUUGCUUCGACGGAAAUUUAAACUAGAGGCUCCAAAAAUUUUGUUACCAUAAUUGCCCCUAUAUCAGAUUAGCUUUCGUAGUUGAGCUGAGGGUAGAAGAGAGGCCAAUUUUUAACAUUCUCUUUUUUAACUUGACCCCACGAGUGGACUUCUGCUACUAAUUUUUUCCCCUCACCUGCCUCUAUUUGGCCAGCCAGCCAGCCAGCCUCUUAACCUGCGCACCCUCGCUCAGGCGAAGACAAGAGUCAAUCAGAAAACAAAGCAACCCCACAAACUCAUAGUCCUCUGCAAGAUUUUUAAAAACUCUCUCUCUUUCUCUUUCUCUGUGCUGUUUCUGAAGGAAAACAUGAGGUAGAAGAGAAAGAAGAGAUGGGUUGUGAUCAGUUGUAUUGGAAAUCCAAUAUAAAUUAAAAAAAAAACAUAAGAAAGAAAAGGAAAGGAAAAGGAAAAAAAGGGGGGAAAAAUCUAAACUUCACCCCACCAUCAAAUGGAAAUCACAGAUAUGCAAAGCAACAAGCAAAAUAAUACCACCCAAGAACCCCACCAAUCUCACCACCAGCGUCACCACCACCACCACCACCACCAAGUUUCUUUUGAUGGCAGAUCAUCAGGUGGAGGACCAUCUCCAGGUCCCUUUAUGGGCUCCAUCUCUAUCCAAGCUGGCUUGUCUCAUGCUGCUCAUCAUGUCCACCAGCAUCAUGGUCUUGCUUCUUCAGCUCCUACAACUACUGGGUCUGCUCCUUCAACUUCUUCUUCUUCUUUAUCUCCUCCUUCUUCUACUUCCACCUCCACGUCUUCUGCUGCAGCUCCUCCUCAACUUGUCGACGCUUCUCUUGCUAUCGCCACCAGAUCUGGACCUGUUUUAGACUCAACAAAGAAAAAUCAGCAGCAGAAUCUUUCCGUAGUUACCACCACAUCUACAGCCACCACCACUGCUUUGACUGCAACACCAGCGAAGAGGUCCACGAAGGACCGACACACAAAGGUUGAUGGGAGAGGGAGGAGAAUCAGAAUGCCAGCAACUUGUGCAGCUAGGGUUUUUCAAUUGACAAGAGAAUUGGGUCAUAAAUCUGAUGGAGAAACAAUUGAGUGGUUGUUACGGCAAGCAGAACCUGCGAUUAUAGCAGCCACCGGAACUGGAACUAUACCAGCGAAUUUUUCUACUCUCAAUGUUUCGUUGAGAAGCAGCGGAUCCACCCUCUCAGCUCCGCCUUCGAAAUCUGCUCCUCAUUCAUUUCAUGGAGCUUUGGCUUUAGCUCAUCAUCCUCAUUACGAAGAAGGGUUCUCUCAUACAACUUUGUUGGGGUUUCACCAUCAGCAGCAGCAGCACCUGAUGACAGCAGAUCAAAUAGCAGAAGCGCUGCCAGGUGGCAGUGCUGGUGGUGGAGGAGGAGGGAGUGGUGGUGGUGCUGGGGAAGAUUCUAGUGAGAAUUAUAUGAGAAAACGUUUUAGAGAAGAUUUAUUCAAGGACGAUAGUCAACAACAACAAGGAGAAAGUGGCAGUGGUGGAGGUGGUGGUGGUACUAGCGGAGGUGGCGGUGCUGGAACAGGAGGAGGAUCUCCCGGUAAAGGAUUUAAAAGUGGGUUGCAACUACCAAAACCUCAGCAACACGACACAGGAUCAUCAGGACUACUUAGGCCUUCAAAUAUCCUACCUCCCACAGCCAUGUGGGCAAUGGCACCAGCACCAAGCAGCGGCAGCACAAUCUGGAUGGUUCCAGUGACUGCUGGCGGAGCCGGUGGUGGUCCAGCCAUUACCACUACCACAACAGGGGCUGGACCUUCAGAACCCCAACCCCAGAUGUGGCCUUUUUCUACAGCAACACCAGCAAGUGGAAACUCACUACAAGCUCCAUUGCAUUUUGUCCCAAGAUUCAAUCUUCCAAGCAAUCUUGAAUUUCAAGGUGGAAGAGGAAAUGCUUUACAAUUGGGUUCCAUGUUAAUGCAGCAACAACCUUCACAACACAUUGGAUUAAGCAUGGCAGAUUCAAAUUUGGGAAUGUUAGCUGCUCUAAAUGCAUAUUCAAGAGGUGGAUUAAAUAUGAAUUCCCAGCAAAACAAUCCAUUGAAUCAACAUCAUCAACACCAGCAACCUCAAGAUACCAAUAGUGGAGAUGAAGAUCCAAAUAGUUCACAAUGACAAGAUUCAUAAGUUGGUUAGUUGCUCUUAUUCAAAUACAUAAAUAUGACAGCUUGAUGCCUAUGAAUUUUUCUUUUCUCCAAAAUUAUUGCAUAGGAAGCAGCAGAAGCUAGAAGAUUGUUGUUGGGUUUGCUUUUGCAGAUUUGGGUUUGAAUUUGUGUUGAAUUUAGUUCUAUUGAUGAUGGAGAAUGAGAUUGAUCAGUCUCCUAGUAAUUGCCAUUUUGAUUUUGGUUUGUUAAUUUUUGAUUUCUUCUAGAAACAAAAAAGAAAAAAAGAAGAAAAAUAGAGAUAGGAAGAGCUAGAGUUUGUAUAGGAGGAUAUUUGUUUGUGUUUAGUAUAAUUAUUAUUUGCUUUGUUUGUAUGAGCAAAAUGAAGAAGAAGCAAAAGGAAUUGAGAGUUUUUGUUCUUUGUUA